Messenger RNA from Dalotia coriaria, 1073 nucleotides. Its product is annotated as venom allergen 5-like. The transcript is spliced from 6 exons. Bases 116 to 967 code for a protein of 283 amino acids. Gene Ontology annotation, cellular component: extracellular region. The record is from RefSeq and is a predicted model, not a curated record. NCBI's taxonomy places the organism in Eukaryota, Metazoa, Arthropoda, Insecta, Coleoptera, Staphylinidae.
UAUCAAAUAAAGUACUCCAGUCGAAUUCCAAACAUCACAUGACCACAUACAACUUUAAUAAUGCAUUCAUAAAAAUCUUGUAUAAAUGCAAACUUGAACCCGCCAACGCUAAAGCAUGAAAGUUCGUUAUCCAGUAUUAUAUCAAAUGAUAAUAAUCGUGUCCGCGUACGCAAUAGAUACGUGUCCAGACGGCUCUUACGUAUUGUUAAGAGGAUUAUCAAGUGACGAUAAACGUGCUGCCACCGAUGAACACAAUCGUUUUCGGCAAAUGUUAGUCGACGGCGUGGUGCCCGGACAACCGCGAGCCAAAUAUAUGAAAACAAUGAUUUAUGAUGAGAUCCUCGCAGAGAAGUGUGUGCCUAUAUCGAAUCAGUGCUGGAUGAAUCAUCUAAAUGUCUCAGACGAACGAUGGCAUUGUGUGGGCCAGAAUAUUUACAUUGCAUGGCAUUCACAAUUCAUCGCAGAACAAAAUUGGACAGCAGCUUUGGCUUCAUGGUUUUAUGAAUGUAAUGAUUUUCAAUAUCCGAAUACUGACUUGACGGGUCGUGAAGUUGGACAUUACACACAAGUGGCCUGGGCAGAUUCUGACACGUUAGGAUGUGACUAUAUUUUGUACAUUGAUCCGAAGAAACCAUGGACACCAUUUUGUUCAUUGUACACGUGCAAUUAUGGCCCAUGUGGUAACUACAAUGACAUGCCUCCAUAUCUCCUAGCAGAUGAGAACCAGCCAUCAUGUACAUCUGAUGAAGAUAAUCAAUCAUCAAAUGUUGAGGAGCAUACUUCAAAUGUUCAGGACCACACAUCAACAAGUGAAAACGACUGGUAUUCUUGUAGUGACCAUCACUCAUCGCAUCAUACGCAUACGCAUACCUCCAGCCAUACACACACAAGUACCCAUACAACAACUAAUAGUAAUUUAGGUGUUGGUUCAUUUCUUCAAAAUUUUAUUCAUACUAUUUUGGGUUAAGACGACGUAUAUAUUGAAACAAUAAUCAAUUGGACACAGCAUACAAUAUACGGCCCCAGCAUUCAAUACUUAAAUACGUUAAAUACAGUACCAUAACUAAUUUUCA